CUCCCCACCUUUCCCCCUUUUUUUAUUCUUCCCACUGGGCCGGUGGCACCAUGACGGCAUCUCCCGACUACUUGGUCAUCCUCUUUGUGACCACGUCUGGAAACAACGGGUCAAGGCUGGGCUCGGAUGAGCGAGAGCUGCUCCAGCUCCUGUGGAAAGUGGUCGACCUGAGGAGUAAGGAGCUGGGGCACCUGCAUGAUGUGCUGGUCCGGCCUGACCAUCUGGAGCUGACAGCUGAGUGCCAGGAGAUCACCCAGGUGGAUGUGGAGAGCCUGACACUGGCACCACCGCUGGAGCAGGCUUUGAGACAGUUUAAUCAAUCUGUGAGCAAUGAAUUGAACAUUGGUGUAGGUACUUCGUUCUGUUUCUGUACUGAUGGGCAGCUGCACAUUAGGCAAGUUCUGCAUCCUGAAGCUUCCAAGAAGAAUAUCUUGCUGCCUGAAUGCUUCUACUCCUUUUUUGACUUGCGUAAGGAAUUCAAGAAGUGUUGCCCUGGCUCACCUGAUGUUAGCAAAUUGGAUGUUGCAGCCAUGAUAGAAUAUUUAAAUCUUGACAAGAACAGUCCAGUGUUUCCCUAUGGAGCCUCUCAAGUUGAAGAUAUGGGGAAUAUUAUUUUAACGCUAAUAUCUGAACCAUACAAUCACCGAUUUUCAGAUCCAGAAAGAGUAAACUACAAAUUUGAAAGUGGGCCAUGCAGCAAGAUGGAACUUGUGGAUGACAAUGCUGUUAUCCGAGCAAGAGGAUUGCCUUGGCAGUCAUCUGACCAGGACAUAGCAAGAUUCUUCAAAGGCCUAAAUAUUGCCAAGGGAGGUGCUGCUGUCUGUCUUAAUGCCCAAGGUAGGAGGAAUGGGGAGGCUCUUGUGAGGUUCGUAAGUGAAGAGCAUAGAGAUCUAGCACUACAAAGGCACAAGCAUCACAUGGGAAAUCGAUACAUUGAGGUAUACAAGGCAACAGGCGAAGACUUCCUUAAAAUUGCAGGAGGUACUUCCAAUGAGGUUGCACAGUUCUUGUCAAAAGAAAACCAAGUGAUCGUCAGGAUGCGAGGUCUUCCUUUCAACGUUACAACAGAAGAAGUGCUGACAUUCUUUGGCCAACACUGCCCUGUAACAGGAGGAAAGGAAGGAGUCCUGUUUGUCACAUACCCUGAUAGCAGGCCAACAGGGGAUGCCUUUGUAUUGUUUGCUUGUGAGGAAUAUGCACAAAAUGCACUGAAAAAGCAUAAGGACUUGCUGGGAAAAAGGUACAUCGAACUCUUCAGGAGCACUGCAGCAGAAGUUCAGCAGGUGCUGAACAGGUACUCUUCCACGCCUCUCAUUCCUCUCCCAACACCUCCUAUUCUUCCAGUAUUACCUCAACAAUUUGUGCCUCCCACUAAUGUCAGAGACUGCAUACGUUUGCGUGGUCUUCCCUAUGCUGCUACUAUAAGGGACAUCCUGGAGUUCUUGGGGGAGUUUUCUACAGAUAUUAGGACCCAUGGAGUUCACAUGGUACUAAAUCACCAGGGACGUCCAUCGGGAGAUGCUUUUAUUCAGAUGAAAUCUGCAGACCGAGCUUUUCUGGCUGCACAGAAGUGUCACAAGAAGACUAUGAAGGACAGAUAUGUUGAAGUCUUUCAAUGCUCUACUGAGGAGAUGAACUUUGUAUUAAUGGGGGGCACUUUAAAUCGAAAUGGCUUGUCCCCACCACCAUGUAAGUUACCAUGCCUUUCACCCCCUUCCUACUCCUUUCCGGCUCCCACUGCAGUUGUGCCAACAGAAGCUGCUCUGUAUCAGCCAUCUAUGCUCCUGAACCCACGAACACUCCAGCCCUCCACGGCGUACUACCCUGCUGGGGCUCAGCUCUUCAUGAACUACACAGCGUACUACCCUAGUAUGCAACAGAAGAUGGACUUGUGCACACAAGUGAUCCAGCCAGGAAAGUGUCCAAAGAAUGGAUCUGCCUUUAAAGGUCCCAGCAGUUAGACUUCCUUAGAGAAGAUAAAAAAACAUCCUGUGCUGGAGGAGACUGCACCCAGAGGUUCAAACCCAGCCUGGUCUCCCAGUCCCAGGCAGGCUGGGUCUCCCUUCUGCACACUGUCACCAGUUGCAGCUGCCCUGCAGGUUCAGUAA
Molecule: messenger RNA, 2108 nt
Organism: Neopsephotus bourkii (Bourke's parrot)
Lineage: Eukaryota; Metazoa; Chordata; Aves; Psittaciformes; Psittacidae
Gene: ESRP1
Product: epithelial splicing regulatory protein 1
Exons: 15
Coding region: 51-1961 (636 amino acids)
Cellular component (GO): ribonucleoprotein complex
Molecular function (GO): RNA binding
Source: RefSeq, a predicted model, not a curated record